AUGGGCUCCCGGCUUCAAGCCAACUCUGAUAUAGUGCGCAAAAGGAUCCAAAGUCAUGCUUUCGAUGACGAAAAUGGAGAGGAAUACGAGGCCUCCGCGUUUGGAGGCUUCGGGGAUUAUUUUCGACGGAAAAAGCUGAAACUUCAGAACCGCGAUGCCGAUAUUCGUGCUAAGUCCGAAAAUAAUCCCCCGAUCUUUCGGGGUGUCACAGCCCAUGUGAAUGGAUACACACAGCCUUCGCUGAACGACUUACAUCGCCUCAUCGUUAGCCAUGGUGGAGGAUUCCUACAAUAUCUCGAUGGGAAGACUAGCGCUACUCACAUUAUCGCAAGUGCCCUAACGCCAAAGAAGCGCGACGAGUUUCGCAAGUAUCGCAUUGUUAAACCAGCUUGGGUCGUGGAUAGUGUUAAUGCUGGCCGAUUACUUCCAUGGGAUAACUACCGUGUCGUCGAUGAAGGCGUAUCACAGAAGGUACUAAGAUUUGAAAAUGGUGCCUUGCAGUCUCAAACCAAUGAGCUCGAAUACAGUUACAAAGAUCAAACAGAGAAAAGUUGGUAUACUUCACAACUAAAGAAAAGUGAAAACGGUGCCGCUGCGACUUCGCCAGCAACAAAGAAGGUUGACGUUGUAUCGAGUCAUCUUAACUCAAAUGCAGACUCUGACUAUGAUGAUUUUCCAAGCUUGGCUUCGCCGCCGGAAACUAUAUACAAGUCAACUCUUCCCAAAACGCAUGGGGAGCCCGUAUUAAGUGAUCUGCACCGUGCUCCUGAUUACCAGGCUGGUAGAAUUGGUCAAUUCGAAAUCGAAACUAUCCCAGAUGACCUGAGUAUUCCAACCGAAGAUCAGCUUAUGCGAGAGGCUAUCCCAGUGAAACCAGACAUGAGCCCAGAGGAGUAUAAUGCGAUACUUCUCUCCAAUCCCCGUAUGAGACAGUCAAGCGUUGUUAAUCCGGACUUUCUAAACCAAUAUUACCGAGAAUCUCGGCUUCAUCACCUGUCAACUUGGAAAGCGGAACUCAAAGCCAAGUUGCAAGCAGCUACCCAGGAGAAAGCGAAAACAGCCAAAAAAGUUAAACCACGUGUGCCUGGUUCACGCAGAUACGUUUUGCAUGUUGACUUUGACAGUUUCUUCGCCGCGGUAUCAAUACAAAAGCAUCACCCAGAAUUAAUUGACAAGCCGGUUGCUAUCGCUCACGGUACUGGCAGUGGCUCGGAAAUUGCCAGUUGUAAUUAUCCAGCGCGUGCCUUUGGAAUCAAAAACGGGAUGUGGAUGAAAGGAGCUCUACAACAAUGUCCUGAACUACAAGUCUUAUCCUAUGAUUUUCCUGCCUAUGAAGAUGCUAGUCGUCAAUUUUACAAUUGCAUCCUUGCUGUUGAUGGGAUUGUGCAGAGCGUUAGUAUUGACGAAGCGCUUAUUGAUGUCACUACUCAGUGCCUGCAGGCUGGUGGUUCUAAUGGACGAGGUAUCUCUGAAGGCUCAAUAUAUCGAGAGCAAGCUAAAGCCGAUGAAAUUGCUAAAUCACUUAGGGACAAGAUAAAAGCCACGACUGGAUGCGCUGUAUCUGUGGGUAUCGGAGGCAACAUUUUGCAGGCAAAAGUGGCACUACGUAAAGCGAAGCCUGCAGGACAGUUUCAGCUGAAACCUGAUGAAGUCUUGGAUUUCAUGGGAAACUUGAAAGUUCAAGAUCUCCCUGGUGUUGCCUACAGCCUAGGAGGUAAACUCGAAGAGAUAGGGGUCAAGCUCGUCAAGGACUUACGUGAUGUAUCACGCGAAAGACUUGCUUCUCAUCUUGGUCCCAAAACUGGCGCUAAGCUCUGGGACUAUUCUAGAGGCAUUGACAAGACAGAAGUAGGAACGCAGACGAUGCGAAAGUCGGUGUCUGCUGAAAUUAACUGGGGCAUACGUUUCGUUAAUCAGACUCAGGCUGAAGAUUUUGUGCAAAAUCUUUCAGAUGAACUACAUCGCCGCUUGGUUGAGAAUUUGGUGAAAGGAAAACAGCUCACUUUUCGCGUCAUGAGACGUUCUGCAGAUGCACCAUUGGAACCAGUCAAGCAUUUGGGCCAUGGGAAAUGUGACGUGUUUAAUAAGAGUGUAUUGCUUGGUGUUGCGACUAAUGCAAGCGACAUCAUUGGCAAAGAGGCUAUUUCUAUGCUGCGAAGCUUUGGCUUCACACCUGGCGAUCUACGUGGGCUGGGUGUUCAGAUGACUAAAUUGGAACCAGUGAAACCAGCAAGCGGCGGUGGCCUGGAGGGCAGUCAACAACGAUUGAAAUUUAAAACAUCACCGGCCGCUAAGAAACCGAUUCGAUCUACUGAUCCGGAUCUAAUUGAAAGCCCUCACAAAGGAGAUCGAGCUAGCAUCGAUGCUGUUGAAUCGCUUGAUAAUCGGCCUGCAUUUGAUAGCUCACUGAAACCUUUAAACAUUUCGGGGACGCAAUUCAUUAUGCCGACCCAACCGGAUCCGAAAGUAGUCGAAGAGCUACCCGUUGACAUUCGAUCUAUGUUGGUGCGCAAGUCUCCUACGCAUCACCGAGAUACCUCACCAUCUCCGGCACCAAGGCAGCCACCGGAACAGCUUCCCUCACAGUCACAAAUAGAUCCUGAUAUUCUGAAGGCUCUACCGGAGGACAUUCAAACGGAGAUUCUAGGAUACUACGCCCAAUCUCCAGACGAACGAAGGCCGGAGCAAUCUGGAGGCCUCCAACCCCAACUCCAACCCCAAUCUCCACGUCCAUCACAACCUGUCCGUGCAGCACCUGUUUUUAAACGGCCCACGACACCAGUUAAGAAACGGCGUGGCCGACCACCUAAGUCAUCUGUCAAUCCUGUCAAGCCGACUCGUUCGGGUUUGACGCAAUCGAGCUUCAAUUUCACCAGAACAGGUGCAGCUGGAAUUGCGGUUAAUGAUAUCCGUGCCUCGGACACAGCAAAGACAUCUGAAAUAUCGGAAGACUUUUUGGCAGCUCUCCCUGAUGAUAUACGAGCCGAAGUCCUGGAAGAGGAACGACAAAAACGUCUACGCCAGCGAUCGAAGCUUGUUGCACCGCCUUCUCGCAAGCCAGUAGCAGCUGCUAGACCCAGUACACCUGCUGACUCUAGUUCUGAGGUCUCUGAGAAGCGACUUCAAUUGUCACCUCGUCCAGACCGACCAACUUUUACUACCCAAAAGUUGACAGCGCUCCCUGAUCUACGAGAAGCAAUCACUGCUUGGUUCUCCGCUUUUGCAAAGGAUGCUCCUUUUGCCGAGGAUGUAGAGGCACUGGCACUUUACCUCAAGCGUGUCAUCCUUGAGGAACGGGAUUUGGAAAAGGCCAUUUCUGUUGCAGAAUGGCUGGGAUGGUUGGUUACAAAUGAGGGAGCAGGUGGAGUGAACAGUACAGCAGAGCAAAGCCAGGGGUCACCAUCUGAUAUGACAUGGCCUAAGGCUCUCAGAGCUGUUCAGUGCAGCGUUACUGCAGCGUUUGAAGAGAGAGGGCUGUCUCCGCCUGAAUUUUCAGCAUAG
This is a messenger RNA of Talaromyces atroroseus, 3501 nucleotides long. RefSeq lists its product as hypothetical. NCBI's taxonomy places the organism in Eukaryota, Fungi, Ascomycota, Eurotiomycetes, Eurotiales, Trichocomaceae. Gene Ontology annotation, biological process: error-free translesion synthesis; error-prone translesion synthesis. Bases 1 to 3501 code for a protein of 1166 amino acids. Gene Ontology annotation, molecular function: deoxycytidyl transferase activity; damaged DNA binding; DNA-directed DNA polymerase activity. Gene Ontology annotation, cellular component: nucleus. The record is from RefSeq and is a predicted model, not a curated record. The transcript has 2 exons.